Molecule: messenger RNA, 3421 nt
Organism: Ceraceosorus guamensis
Lineage: Eukaryota; Fungi; Basidiomycota; Exobasidiomycetes; Ceraceosorales; Ceraceosoraceae
Exons: 2
Coding region: 200-3010 (936 amino acids)
Biological process (GO): mitochondrial fusion
Cellular component (GO): mitochondrial outer membrane
Molecular function (GO): GTPase activity; GTP binding
Source: RefSeq, a predicted model, not a curated record
UCCUCACCUCCAACAUCGUGUUCACACAGCAUCAUCCGAAUCCACGCUACCCGUGACAUCGCUCCUUGCUCAUCGAUCGGGCGAGCGUAUCAGGCACGGGUUGUCGAAGCAAUCGCACCGCGAUCGCAGGAUUGCAGCGUGGCGGUAACAAGCAAACAUAGCUGAGCUACGCGUAGCCACGCGCUUGCUUCAUUCCAGAAUGUCGCAAAAGUAUGCCAACAUUGUGCCCUCUGCAGAUCCCACAUCUGCAGAGCAGACGGGCAUUCAACCUGCAAGCCCCAAGAACGUAAUCAAGAAGCUGCCGGGAGAGCAGAGCAGCGGGGAUGCGGAACAGGAGAGGAUGGGAAAGGAACAAGCUGUGCUGCUUCACCAGAGAAUGUUUGCUGACAACAGGGACACCCUGAUCGAGUCGAUUGACAGCACCAACAAGGUUGUGGGCCAGCUGCGAGAGUGGGCAGCCGACCAUUGGAUCAUUCACUACCCCGAGACGGAUCGCGUUGAAGGCACCGCUUCAUCAUCGUCUCCCAACGUCCGUCGAUCUCAUUCCACUGCACCUGGAGAAUCGCUGGAAGCAGGUGCACCGCAGACAGCCGCAGAACACCCCACUCUGCACCGUUCCUACACGGCCGCAGUACCUCACACUGCAUCUGCACCCACCACACCCACGCGCAAGCCUCUCAACAGGUCCAACACACUCUCGCCCAGCUCCGUCGAUGAGCCCAAGGAGGGCGAGAUGUCCGUCUUGCGAUUGGACCUCAAGCUGGGAGCAACGACGCGCAACCCAUCCGCACUGGUAAAGACCUUGGAGAAGUCCUCCAUCGCUCAACUCUUGGACGGCAGAAUGUCGCAAUCGCAGCGUCACCUCAACAAUCUCAAAGCUCGCAUCAGCGACAAGCAGUCCAAAGUGCUCGUCACUGGCGAUCUCAACGCCGGCAAAUCCACCUUUGUCAAUGCUCUGUUGAGGAGAAGAGUGAUGCCGACCGAUCAACAACCUUGCACCACCGUCUUUUGCGAGACGCUAGACGCCAACGAAUCCAACGAAGGUGUGGAAGAGGUGCACAUGCUCAAGAACGACACGCCAUACGAUCGAACCAAUGAAAGCACCUACACCAAGCAUUCUCUCGCUGAGAUCGAAAAGAUUGUGGCAGAUGCUGAAGAGUUGUCAUCGGAGGAUGCACCCUUGCUCAAGUGCUACUGCGCCGACACCAGGUCCGCCAAGGCCUCGCUGCUGCACAACGGUGUCGUCGACAUCUCGCUCAUCGACGCUCCAGGCUUGAACAGAGACAGCCUCAAAACAACGGCGCUGUUUGCUCGUCAGGAAGAGAUCGACGUCGUCGUCUUUGUCGUCUCUGCCGAGAACCACUUUACGCUAUCGGCCAAAGAGUUUCUAUGGAACGCAUCCAACGACAAGGCUUACGUCUUCAUCGUCGUCAACAAGUUUGACCAGAUCAGGAACAAGGACAAGUGCAAGAGAUUGGUCUUGGAUCAGAUCAGACAGCUCUCCCCCCGAACGUACGAGGAUGCGGAAGAGCUGGUUCACUUCGUCGACUCGAGCUCCGUCUUUGGGGCUACGCCACCCGUUACUCCAGGCGAGGAAGUCAAGGUUGGCAACAUGGACGAGGUGCAAGGCAACACGGAAGCUAGCACGUCGUUCGCAGCUCUCGAAGCUUCCCUGCGCGACUUUGUGCUGCAAAAGAGGAGCAAAUCCAAAUUGAUGCCUGCGCAGACGUACGUGCUGAGGCUGCUACUCGACCUGGCCUACGUGGCCAGGACCAAUUUGGACAUUGCGCACGUCGAAAAGACGGAAGCGCAAGAGAACCUCAACGUGGACCGACCUGCGCUCAAGGAGGGAGAAAAGAGGCACGCCAAGCUGGAGUCGGAGCUGGAGAUGCAAGAGGAAGGCAUCGUCAGUGGGGUUGUUCAAGGAUCUAGGUUCAAGCUCGACAAAGCGCUGCAGCUCAUCUCCAACGGUCAAAGUUCCGAGCCGUCUCUCGUCAGCUUGCCAGAAUGGAAAGGACUGUUGAACGUGCUCGAGUACGCUCAGCAGGUGCGCACGGCCCUACUUGAGUCGAUGGAGGCUAGUGUCAAGACCAUUGAAGAUUCCGCCAGGGGUGUGACGAUCGAAGCUGUAGAGAAGAUUAGAAAGAUGGGCAAAGAUCAAUUGCCUGCUGAGGCCGCGUCCAAGGAGAACCAAAGGGUGUUCCUGCCCGAAGCCAUGUUUGCCAAGAGACGCAACAACAGCAGAGGAACAGCAUUCGCGGGAUUGGGUCUCUCGGAAGAUCUGGUCGAGGUGAAGUUGACGGAUCUUUUCGACUUGCCCCACUACAUUCUCAUCGUUUCGAGAAAAGCCGGUUUGGACCAUCUGCUAGAGUCGGCGAGCGAUGGCAAGGAGCGAUCCUUGACGAAGCAGGAGAAGGAGAAUGCAGCCGCUGCGGGAGGUCUGACGUUGUCGUUGGGCGCGGUGACGCUGUUGGGAGGCAAGACGCUGGGAGCAAAGACGUUGAUCGAUAGCGUGCUCAAGUUUACCAGCCUGGCGAGCAACGGUACGGUGAGGAAAUGGACCGCACCCGUCUUUGCCGUCGUGGGCAGCGUGCUGGUGGUGUGGUACAUUCGAGACUUGCCAAAUUCUAUUCCUCGCAAUGCGGGCAGGAGCAUCGCACACGAGCUGCAACAUGCGCCCAUUGCGAGCACACGACCCUCCACAUCCGGCCUCUCCACCACCGUCUCCUCCCAUGCGAGCGCCAACGCCAACGCAGCCGCGACGACCAAAGAAGGUCCGACGUUUGUGGAGUUCCAGACGAACAGAACGGCAAGAGAGACGCGCCGAGUGCUCAGAUUGGUAUCGUGGGAAGUGCACGAGAUGUUCAGGGUGCACUUGUCCGAAGUGCGCGCUAGGGUGGAAAAGGAGGAAAAUAGGCUCAAGAGCGCAAAGGGUGCGCAGAACGAGUUUGAAAGCAUGCUGCAGAAGGUGGCGGGUAUCGAACAGCGCACUCGAGAGGUGGACUUUUAGCUUCCGUUGGGCCGUUUCGCAAUCACACCGUUUCUCGUACGGCGCCACUUUUGACGUUUCGCAUUGGCCCACUCGACCGCUCGAUUCGAUUUUGCUUCUCCUUCUAAUGUACACAUGCUCUUGCUAGCAGCCAACACCUUCUACACGCGGUACGCGUCUUGCGUCCACGCACGCAACCCUUUUCAUGUGGAUAUGUCUCUUUCUCGCACUGACGAACACGCACACACCACACGUUUUUCCCUCUUUCGAGUGCCGAACUAUACACCGCUUUUACUGUUCCGAGUGCACAUUCACGAACAUGGCCAUUUUUUGCGUUUCAGCGUCCCCAGCCUCGAGUGGGGUUUGAUACUGCCGGGCGCGCAUGAUGCUACGACGGUGGUGGACGUGGUAACGCAUGCUCUUGAGAGCUAC